This is a messenger RNA of Wallemia ichthyophaga EXF-994, 2715 nucleotides long. Its product is annotated as Stress-activated map kinase-interacting protein 1. Bases 1 to 2715 code for a protein of 904 amino acids. The record is from RefSeq and is a predicted model, not a curated record. Gene Ontology annotation, cellular component: TORC2 complex; cytoplasm; plasma membrane. NCBI's taxonomy places the organism in Eukaryota, Fungi, Basidiomycota, Wallemiomycetes, Wallemiales, Wallemiaceae. The transcript has 5 exons. Gene Ontology annotation, molecular function: phosphatidylinositol-4,5-bisphosphate binding. Gene Ontology annotation, biological process: TORC2 signaling.
AUGAGCUUGGUUACAGAUACAGACUAUCAUAUGCAACUACUACGGUUAUCAUUUUUACGUCACGUUUCAUCUACGCCACUUAAAUUAGCAAAAUCGACGAGAAAUCCUUACGUAAACGCAGCUGGACUGACAGAUAUUGAAAAAUGGCCUGAGAUUGAAAAUACUCCAAACUCCCCAACUUUUAAUUAUUCUUCUACACCAAAUCAAUCUUCGAAAUCUUCUGCUGAUCUUCUUAAAGCGGAUGAUUUACCACAAACCAGAGGUUCUAGCUUGAAAUAUACGCAGACUAUCGUUGGUCCUGGUCGCUCAUUGGCUUUGAGUAUGCGUACGAACGCUAGAAAGUCACAGGAUGUGAACAACGUCAAUAGAAGGCGACGUAUACCAGUUAAUGAUCAACGUGAUCAACUUCAACAGACUCUUAACCCUCAAAAGAGUGACGUAGAUUCUAGUCAUGAUGAACCCCCUUCUGUCGUUGUCCAUAGAGAGGAAAAUGACUCUGAUACAGAUAACAUACACACAAUACAAUCUGAUGAGGAUGACGACGAUUACGUCGUUGACUACGAUUCUCAAUUGAUGAGGAAUGCUACUUCACCUUCUUCUGCUUCAUUUCAGGUCAAUUCUCAAAUUAACUCUCAACUACCCAAUUCAAUCAAUCAAACUUUAUCUAUUAAUGACAAUAUACCGCCAGUAAACGUUAGAAAUACCCACUCUGCUUUAGAGACUAGGCCAAGAGGCGCGAGCACUUCGACUGCUGAUGCAGACGACGAGGAUGAUUUUAGACAGCAACAAAUGCCACGUAUAACUCCCAAGAUACCCGAUGAACAUACUGGCAAGGUCUACACAACAAGUCCACCAUUACCAGUCGCAGCACCUCCUCACAGUCCUCUCGCUCUUGCUGUUUACAACAAUACCACCAGACUACUUGACUCAAAGAGACCGAUUACAAUGACUAGAGGUAAUAGCUUAAGUGCAGUUGAAGAGAUCAACCAGGAAACCCAGCUUGCACCAGCUGCUACAAAUGACCCCAGCCAAAGUCCACAGAGCGCUGUCGUAAACAGGUUCAGAUCAGCUUCAGUGUCCACUAGCGCCGCUCGCGAUAUUGACGACAGAAAGGUAGAUCCAAAGAUAGUUCAAAAGAUGGACAAAGAGAAGGAGAAAGAUCUGAACAAGGACAAUCUUCUCAAAAAACGUCCGCAUCUACCACCUCAGCAAGGCACCUCAGCGCUCACCAAGCUCAUACAGACCAAGUCUGAGGCUCAAAAAGCAUCGCAGAUUGGUAAAUCGACCUCGGAAAACCCAUUCAGGAGGCUAUAUGCUGCGAUGGACGCGAGCGAGAUUGGUUCAUCUGUCAAUCUCAGCUUGUACUUUCCUCACUCAUCAAGACCUAAAGAGCCCCUACGUAUGCAAAUACGCAAGGAUGCCACAUGUGAAGAGGUCAUUGGUUUUGGUUUGUACCUGUUUGUCGAGCAGAGGGAGAAGGAUAUCAAGGGCAUGUUGGGUAGCUCUACCGAUAAUGUCAGGUGGUCCCCUGAAGGAUGGAAUCUGAGAAUUGUUGAGGAAGAUGGCGAGGUCGAUGAGGACUUCCCUGCCCUCGAUAGAUUUAGGCCGGUGUCCAAAUUCUCUUUCGAUGAACUUGCUAUUUGCGAAGCUACAGUGCCACAAGUACGCUCGAAUCAGCUUGCGGUAUCGAAAGUCCAACGUCGCCAAUCACGCAUAACGGUUGAUCCAUUCACAAGCACCGCAAAUAGCAACAGCAUAAAUAACAACAGUACUAACAACAACAGCAAUAACACUAAGACCUCAAACGGCAACCCAAUGCUGGCACCGGGCAAUGUCAACACUACCUCGUCAACAUCACUCGAGGGUGCGAUCGAACACAGCAACCAGGUUGCUACUCCUACAUUGUCUAGAAGUGCAACUGCUGGUGUUAGUAGCUCGCUCGCCCCUAGCGUAUACCUGCGAAUAGAGGUACAUCCAACAGCUGAUGUAAGCUACACGACCACUGUUAGUGUUCCGAGCGAUAUGUACCUGCAGGACGUUCUAGAAAUGGUGUGUACCAAGAAGAAUCUCAAGAAUCCAAAUAGCUGGGCAUUGCUGGUCAAGUCUGCAGCACUAGUUAUACCGUUAGAUAGAACAGUUGCUUCACUAGAGGGUGUCUCCUCACUGAUGCUGAUCAAGCGCUCACACAUUGAUGCUGAUUUGCGUCUGGACAGACGUAUGGAAAUGGCGAGGAGUACAAACCCCAACGCGUCGAUAUUCAAGCGCCUGAGCAAGGAUCAUAAAAGUAAUAUCGGGUCGCGCCAGGGCACAAGUCCAUCUCUCGAUUACACAUCAGCUUAUCGGAAGUAUACUGUUAAUAGGCGUAUAUUGGGAUUGGUCGGUAAACAUGAGCGUACACUCGCUAUCGAUGGUGACUGGAUACAUCUCAUGCCUCAUGAACAGAAGGCCGCGCUGAUCGAUUCAAGUACAAAGACACGCUCGUAUCACGCAGCUAACAUUAAAGCAUGCAAGCAAGUCAAGAAGGGCGAGCAUCACUUUAAGUUGGAUUUCUGGCGUGGUGGAAAUCACGUCAAGCGGUAUGAAUUCGAAGCUGAGAGCGUUAGAGAGGCAAAUGAGAUUAUCACUCAAGUAAAGAAUCUUAUGGCGCUGUUUAAAAGCGAACGUAACCAACUUGCGAGAAUAGCGUCCAAGAAUGAGUAUACGAAUUACGACUAG